AGUUAUAUUUUGUUGUUGCACUUGGCAAUAUUAAUCAGCUGGCACGUUUUGUGGUUUUGUUGUAUCGAUAACAAAAAUUAAAAAUACAUAUACAAAUUAUGCAUUUGACUAUACAAAAAAAGAAAAAAUUUGCUAAAAUUUCAAAGAAUUUUGAGUAAGCUAUAAAACUUAAAGUUUUAUAGUACAAAGAAGAUAUAUAGAAAAUAAUCUCAAUUAAACCUCCGAUAAAAGAUGAAUUUACAGGCUUUAUUUAGAGAUUUUAAUCCCAGCAAAUUCAUUGUACACUGCAGUUUAUUUACAUUUGUUACCUUAUUCGCACUUAGAUUAGAUAGUUAUAUAGAUUGGCCUUGGUGGGCUGUCUUUACACCGCUUUGGAUAUGGAAAAGUAUAGCGGCUUUGGGAGCCACUGUAGGAGCGAUUGUAUGGUGCCGUUAUCCACAUUACAGACUCGAAGGUGAUUCCUAUACACAGUUCAAAGCAAUGUUAAUAUCAUUGUCUUUGCAUUUGAUCUUACUCAUGUUUGAAUUAUUGGCUUGCGAUAAUUUAACAUCAAAACGUCAUCUAUGGGUAUUAGUAUUCAUACCAUUGAUUUUUGGUUCAGUGGCUAGCGUGGGUGCUUGUGUAUGGGCUGUUAAACAUGAUCGUUCCUUUGAAUUGGAGUUAUUUUUAGCCGUAAAUGCUCUACAAUUUGUAUCACUUCCGCUAAAAUUGGAUCAAUUUGUUGUCUGGAAUUGGGAAGUAGUCUUCGUACCUAUGUGGAUUGUCAUCUGCUUGAGUUUAGUUAGUGUUUUAUAUAACAUAAUAUUCUGCGGAAUAAUGAUGCGUACACCAGAAAUUUCAUUGCAACAAAAGAAGGCUGCUUUAAACGCAGCCGUGGGUAAUGUUUGUACAGUACUGCCUUUAUUAUUUUUUCAGGUGGUUAUAUGCGAUAAACUUGAAGGUGACCUGAAAUUUCCCUAUAUACUCAUAUUCUCACCCUUGCUGGUGUCCAUAUUUGCGCUGAUCGUUUUGAGUUUCAGCGCAAAGGGAGGCAAUAAAUGGUGGUUUGGGAUUCGUAAAUCAUUCAGUCAAUUUUUACUUUCUGCAAUGCCAUUUCUGCAGGAAUACGGCAAUAUAUCAUAUCAUGCCGACCAUAACAAUGCAGCACAAUCACAACCUUUGGACGGUUCUUCAAGUACCGUUCAUAUGGACGACUUUGAAAAACAUGACAAAAAAAGUAAAAAAUCAGCAAAAAAUGAUUGCAUGAAACCGGUGGUACCCAUUAUAAGUAUAGAUUUACCGGACUAAGAAGGCAAAGUCAUAAAUAUAUCAAAACAUACUAUUACAUUUACGAAAUAACAAAUAGAUAUAUAUAAAGGCAUUGUGUCUGUGUGCAUCAAAAAUGCGAAUUUUAUGUUCUUUAUUUUAGUCCUUUUUUCAAGCAAUUUGAAAACUGAAAUCAUGUUCCAUUACUACGUAAACAACAAAGCUGUAUUAGAAAAAAACUUAGAAAAUUGGUAAAAGAAGAAAUUUCUUAUAAUAAAAACGUGAAAAAUGUAUCGUGCAUUACUAUCCAUUCGCAGAUUCACUGGUAGAAAGAGGUAAGGAGAGGCUGCAUAAAAGUCUUUACAUCUUAGAGAGGUGCAGUCCGACUCACUAUAUGGGAAUAGGAUUAAAUUACGUAAAAUACAUAAAGUUAAUAAUUUUAAUGGAUCUACUUAACUUUUAUAA
Molecule: messenger RNA, 1710 nt
Organism: Glossina fuscipes
Lineage: Eukaryota; Metazoa; Arthropoda; Insecta; Diptera; Glossinidae
Product: transmembrane protein 185B
Exons: 6
Coding region: 232-1287 (351 amino acids)
Source: RefSeq, a predicted model, not a curated record